This is a messenger RNA of Cercopithifilaria johnstoni, 423 nucleotides long. Lineage: Eukaryota; Metazoa; Nematoda; Chromadorea; Rhabditida; Onchocercidae. The record is from the annotation of a GenBank genome assembly.
AUGACAACUACGACGGCACAAAAAGCAGAACCAGCGUUAUCCAUAGAUCCGGAAGCGGCAAUUUUUCUUCCGAAUGGUGGCAGAUCAGAACAUAUGCUUGUCAAUAUAAGUGACAAACGACUUGCUGUUAAAGUACGUUGUAGCGAUAAUAGCUUGUUUAGAGUAAGCCCAGUUUACAUGUUCAUAGAGCCUGGUUCAUGUGGUAAUCUCGUGAUAACAAGGCUACCUGGUCCAGCAAAAUCUGAUAAAUUAGUAUUUCAUUAUCUCAUUUGUGAGCCAAAUGAUUUGGAACCUAAAGAAGUAUUUAAAAUAAAUUCGCAAAAGUCACCAGAAAUGCUGAAAUUGCCAAUAAAAAUUAUUUCUGCUGAAGAUGUUCCUAAGAUUGGACAGUCACCAACAUCGAUAAGUCAACGAGAACCUUAA